AUUUAAAAUUGACCAAGACAAUGGUGUGGGCCUUUCUUAUAUAUAAAUUUACCACGUUGUCUACACAAAGCCAUCCUUUACGUCUCUCUCUCUCUCCCCGACCGACGAAGAUCGCCGCCGGAUUAUCUGUUCACAACUACCGCUAGUUUUCGAGAUCAACCAUGAAUCCUGAAUAUGACUAUCUGUUCAAGCUUCUGCUCAUUGGUGAUUCUGGUGUUGGCAAGUCAUGCUUGCUUCUUAGGUUUGCUGAUGAUUCCUACCUGGAUAGCUACAUCAGCACCAUUGGUGUUGACUUUAAAAUCCGCACUGUCGAACAAGAUGGAAAGACCAUCAAACUCCAGAUUUGGGAUACGGCAGGUCAAGAGCGUUUCAGAACCAUCACUAGCAGUUACUACAGAGGAGCUCAUGGCAUCAUUGUGACUUAUGAUGUAACAGACCAAGAAAGCUUCAACAAUGUCAAGCAAUGGCUGAAUGAAAUCGACCGCUACGCUAGUGAGAAUGUGAACAAGCUACUGGUUGGGAACAAGUGUGAUCUCACUUCACAGAAAGUUGUCUCCACUGAAACCGCCAAGGCUUUUGCCGAUGAACUUGGGAUCCCAUUCCUGGAAACGAGUGCCAAGAAUGCUACCAAUGUCGAAGAAGCUUUCAUGGCCAUGACUGCCGCAAUCAAGACAAGAAUGGCGAGUCAACCUGCAGGAGGAUCCAAGCCAUCAACGGUCCAGAUCCGAGGACAACCAGUAAACCAACAAUCAGGCUGCUGCUCUUCUUAAUUUCGCUCUGGGAAACACUUAUUAACCAUAUGCUAUCUCCUUCGUAUGCAUGAACAUCGUUCUUCUUUCAUCUGGUCUUUGUUUUUUCAGUUUAUGUCCAAAAAUUUAUAAAAUUCUUUGUAAUGUAGUCACUUGCAAUAAUAAACUUAUUGGUAAAAGCUUUCAUUCAUAUUAAAUCUAAGUGGUGGUUUUUUUAUCAA
Molecule: messenger RNA, 970 nt
Organism: Brassica napus (rape)
Lineage: Eukaryota; Viridiplantae; Streptophyta; Magnoliopsida; Brassicales; Brassicaceae
Product: ras-related protein RABD2c
Exons: 8
Coding region: 162-770 (202 amino acids)
Molecular function (GO): GTP binding; GTPase activity
Source: RefSeq, a predicted model, not a curated record